AUGGACGACGCUACGCUUAUGGACUCUAUGGACUUGAAGGUGAGAGAGCUAUUGAAGGAGGUUCAACUAGACUAUUCUCCUCCAUUCACUAAGUUCGUUGAUGACACUGUCUCCGCCGUCAAAGCAUGCAUCGAUAAGAUCCCGGAAGAUGUUAAGGUAACGGCCGAUACAGCUCCAAAUUUUGUGAGGGACAUAGGCGCCGAUAAAGUUGAGUUCAAGUUCAAGAAGCCUACAUCUAUUAAAAUCGGGGGCAGUUAUGCCACGCAAACUCUUGCAAAGCCCGGAGUAAAUGUUGACCUUAUUAUCAGGUUGCCGAAGGAGAGUUUCCACGAGAAAGAUUACUUAAAUUAUAGAUACCAUGCCAAGAGAUGCCUGUAUCUUUGCUUGCUGAAAAAGUACUUGGAUACCUCUGCAUCUUUUGAUAAGGUUGAGUGGUCUACGCUGCAAAAUGAAGCCAGAAAACCUAUACUAAUUAUUCAUCCAGCUGCAAAGGUUGCUGAAGUUCCUGGUGUUUGUAUAAGAAUAAUUCCAUCAGCAAUGUCUUUAUUUAGCAUAUCAAGGUUGAACCUGAAUCGUAAUAACAUUCAUACUCCUAAUCAAGCUCUUGAGGCUACACCAAAAUACAAUAGUAGUAUUCUGGAAGAUAUGUUUUUAGAGGACACCGAAUUUAUUGAUAAAAGUUUUUCUAGAUGGAAGGAACUAAGAGAGGCUUCAACAUUGCUCAAGGUUUGGGCUCAACAGAGAAGUUCAAUAUAUGCUUAUGAUUGCCUAAGUGGAUUUUUGAUCUCUGCUAUUCUGGCAUAUCUUCUGACAAGGCAGCAAAUCAGCAUGUCAAUGAAGGCAAUCCAAAUAUUUCGUGUUACCAUGAACUUUAUUGCCAAUUCAGAGUUGUGGAGCCGUGGCCUUUAUUUUCCUCAGGAAGGCCAGAGUAGUAUUACUAAAGAGGAAAGGAUUCAAUUUAAAAAGUCAUUUCCAGUUGUCAUUUGCAAUCCAUCUGGAAGAUUCAAUUUGGCUUUCCGGAUAUCUAGAAUUGGUUUUGCUGAGCUUCAAGAUGAGGCUGCUUUGACGCUUAAAUGCCUGGAGAAAUGUAAAGAUGGUGGAUUUGAGGAAAUCUUUAUGACUAAGAUUGACUAUGCUGCUAAAUACGACUACUGCAUAAGAAUAAAUUUAAAGGGAAAGAAGGAGGCAUAUGCAUUGGGAUUUUGUUCAGACAAUGAAUGUUGGAGAAUAUAUGAGGAAAAAGUACAUGGUAUUCUAACUAAGGGGUUGAAUGAUAGAGCAAAGUUCAUCCGUGUUACCUGGAGAAAUGCAGAGUCACAGUGGAGUGUAGAAGAUGGCAUGUCUACACUUGAUAAAGAGCCAUUAUUUAUUGGAAUUUCAGUGAGUAAUGUGGAGAAAGCAUUUAGGAUGAUUGAUAUUGGCCCCAAUGCUGGAAAUAGUGAAGAGGUGCAAGAAUUUCGGAAGUUCUGGGGGGAAAAAGCAGAGCUUAGGCGAUUUAAAGAUGGUAGAAUUGCAGAAAGCACAGUCUGGGAAAGUGAGAAGUGGGCAAGACAUCUUAUUUUAAAAAGAAUAGUGGAGCAUAUACUCACUCGACAUCUCUCUCUGUUGAAAGAAAAUAUUGUAGUUGCCGUGGAUCAACUUGAUUUCUCUUUGCUACAUGGAGCUGGUGAUCCAAUUUCAUAUACUGAGAGUUUGCUUAAGGCAUUUGAUGUCUUAUCAAAGCGCUUGCGUCUAGUUCCAGACAUCCCUUUGAAGGUGUCUAGUGUACAGCCUUUAAACUCUGCUUUCAGGUUGACAUCAGCCUUCCCUCCUGAACCUCAUCUUUUGGCUAGUGAAAAAAAUGAGUUUGUUAAACUGAAUAAUGCCAUCCCGUCUUGCAUUCAACCACUGGAAGUUAUGAUUCAGCUGGAAGGUUCUGGUAACUGGCCAAUGGAUGAAGUUGCAGUGGAAAAGACGAAAUCGGCCUUCCUUCUUCAGAUUGGAGAGAGUCUUCAAAAACUAUGGGGAAUGACAUGUAUUGCGACCGAGGAUAAUGUGGAUGUAUUAUUAUCUGGAUAUGCAUUUCGUCUUAAAAUUUUGCAUGAGAGGGGCCUCAGUUUGCUCAGCAAGGAAAGUGAGAAUGGUCAAGAAAAGCGUGUUUCUUUGACAGACAAGAAACUUUUCAUCUGUAGUCAACAUUCUAGCAUGAUUAAUGGAUUACAAAGCCGUUACCCAAUAUAUGCAUCAGUAGCUAGGCUUGCAAAACGAUGGGCUGCUUCACAUCUAUUUUCGGCUUGCUUGGUAGAGGAAGCAGUUGAGCUUUUGGUUGCAUCCGUCUUUCUUAAUCCAUUGCCAUUUAAUACUCCUUGCUCAAGGAUAACUGGGUUUUUAAGAUUCCUUCGUUUACUCUCAGAGUAUGGCUGGACAUUCUCUUCAUUGGUUGUUGACAUAAAUAAUGACCUAAGCCAAAGCGAUAAGAAAGAAAUAACCGAUAACUUUGUGUUGAGCAGAAAGGUUCAGGGAGAGAAUGGAGUAAGGCCAGCUAUGUUUAUAGCCACGGUUUAUGAUAAAACAUCUGAGGCAUGGACAGGAUCCUCACCAAGUGCAUUGGAACUUAAACGGCUGGUGGCUUAUGCCCGUAGUAGUGCAAACUUGUUGACGAAACUUAUAUUUCAGGAUCAGAUUGGUCCAUACAGAUGGGAGUGCCUUUUCCGAACUCCUUUGAACAAUUAUGAUGCCAUAGUUCUUCUUCACAGAGAUAAACUCCCUGAUCCGCAAAGACUUCUCUUCCCGUCAGAAGUUGCUCAUGGAAAACUUGUUGUUAGAGGACAUGCUAGCAAGUGUUUCCAGCCUGUGCUUUUGCCUAGAGAUUUGAAGGGGAGGCCAGAGGAAGUUAAAAGCAAGUUGCUGGUUGACUUUGAUCCAUUAAGAUUCUUCAUCAGGGAUUUAGAGAAAGAGUUCUCCACCACGUUCAAGGUAUGGUACGAUUUGUUGGGAGGUGACGCCGUUGGCCUAACGUGGGUUGAAAGUUAUUCUUCAAAGAAACGGAAGCAAGAGGAAGUAGUUGAGAAGGACGAAUAUGACCCAAGCAAAUUGCUGAAGUCAGUAGGUGAUGCUGGGAAAGGUUUUGUGAAGAGUAUUUACUUUCUCAAGCCCCCAAGGCUCUCGAAUUAAUUGGCGUUAAGACAUUUGAAUAUUUGUUGUUCUUCAAAUUUUGUCCCAAUUCAUUGCUAAUUUGAUUUAAUAUAAUUAGUGUGGCUGCCAAUAUGCCGCCAUGAUAGAGCAUGAAAAUACACUUACGGGAAAUGGUAGAAUUGGAGAUUGGUAUAUGUAGAUCCUUCUCCUCAGUCGACUUGUCUGGGUAUAGGAAGAAGCGAAAUAAAAGUAGAUUGGAAUGCUUAUGGCUGAAGCAGAUUGUAUGCUUCCCUGUGAAUUUGCGGAUAAAAUGAAAUCCCACCAAAUUUCCCGCUGCGCA
Neltuma alba is the source of this 3454-nucleotide messenger RNA. RefSeq names its product nucleolar protein 6. The transcript has 26 exons. The record is from RefSeq and is a predicted model, not a curated record. Gene Ontology annotation, cellular component: small-subunit processome; CURI complex; UTP-C complex. NCBI's taxonomy places the organism in Eukaryota, Viridiplantae, Streptophyta, Magnoliopsida, Fabales, Fabaceae. Bases 1 to 3153 code for a protein of 1050 amino acids. Gene Ontology annotation, biological process: tRNA export from nucleus; rRNA processing.